This is a messenger RNA of Prunus armeniaca (apricot), 1851 nucleotides long. The record is from the annotation of a GenBank genome assembly. NCBI's taxonomy places the organism in Eukaryota, Viridiplantae, Streptophyta, Magnoliopsida, Rosales, Rosaceae.
AUGGGUUUCUGUGGUGAGCUUGACUUUCUUUCAACCACCUCUGGGGAAGGCGACGGCGUCGACGCAGCUCCAGAGCAUGAACCAGAGACAACAGUAGAGGAGGAUUAUAGUGAUGAAGAAAUGGAUGUUGACGAGCUUGAGAAGAGGAUGUGGAGAGAUCGAAUGCUAUUGAAGAAGCUGAAAGAACAAAAUAAGGGAAAGGAAAGAGUUGACAACGCAAGGCAGCGUCAAUCACAGGAACAAGCUCGGAGGAAGAAGAUGUCACGGGCACAAGACGGAAUCCUGAAAUAUAUGCUGAAAAUGAUGGAAGUUUGCAAAGCUCAGGGUUUCGUUUAUGGGAUUAUCCCUGAAAAAGGAAAACCAGUGAGUGGCGCUUCUGACAAUCUCCGAGCAUGGUGGAAAGAAAAAGUAAGAUUCGAUCGUAAUGGCCCAGCUGCAAUUUCCAAGUAUCAGGCAGAUCAUUCAAUCCCUGGGAAGGAUGAAGACUGGAGUGGAGUGGCAUCAACUCCUCACACCUUGCAGGAGCUCCAAGACACCACUCUUGGUUCACUUUUGUCAGCUCUUAUGCAGCACUGUGAUCCACCCCAAAGACGUUUCCCAUUGGAGAAGGGUGUUGCCCCACCUUGGUGGCCUACUGGUAAUGAGGUAUGGUGGCCUCAAUUGAGUCUGCCCAAGGAUCAGGGUCCUCCUCCAUACAAGAAGCCUCAUGAUCUGAAGAAGGCGUGGAAGGUUGGCGUUCUCACAGCUGUGAUAAAGCACAUGUCACCAGAUAUUGCCAAGAUCCGCAAGCUUGUUCGUCAGUCUAAAUGUCUGCAGGACAAAAUGACUGCUAAGGAGAGCGCCACUUGGCUAGCCAUUAUAAACCAGGAGGAAGCUUUGGCCCGGAGUUUGUAUCCUGAUAGAUGUCCUCCUCUAUUGACUGGUGGUAGUGGCUCUUUUGCAAUCAGUGGAACCAGUGAUUAUGAUGUUGAAGGGAUUGAUGAUGAACAAAAUGUUGAAAUAGAGGAUUGCAAACCUCAUGUUAAUCACUUCAACAUUGGUACUGCUGGACAAAGAGAUAGGCCGGUACCGCAGAUUAAGGGAGAGCUCAUUGAGAUCAACUCGGAUUUUGGUCAAAAGAGGAAGCAGCUGGCUGAAGAGCCACCAAUUAUGCUAAAUCCGAACAUUUACACCUGCGAAUACCCCCAAUGCCCAUAUCAUGAUUAUCGUCGGGCUUUUCUCGACAUAACUGCAAGAAACAAUCACCAGUUGAAUUGUGCAUACCGGAGUAAAUCUUUACAAGUGUUUGGAAUGUCCAGCUUUCAACUUAACAAUGAAAAACCUGCGGUCUUCUCUCUACCCCUUGGUCAACCAACACAAGCUGUUCAACAACCAGUGAGCCAGGCAGGUAGUUUUAAUGCAUCAGGAUUUGGACUGGCUGAUGAUGGACAGAAAAUGAUAUCUGAGCUUAUGUCAUUUUAUGAUAGUAAUAUUCACCCGAACAAGAACUCCAAUCCUGGAAACCUCAAUGUUGUAGAAGGCCACAACCAGCAGCAGGCAGAAUUUCGUUUUGCAAUGAAUGAUAAUUUCUUUGGUCAAGGGGUGGAUAUGGGACGAAACAUGUCUGAACCGAACCCCAUGCCUGUGGAUAUGGGAUGCAACAUGUCUGAAACAACCCCCAUGCCUAUGCAUCGUCAAGCUUUCCCAUCCGCAGAAGUUCAGUUUGAUCAGUGCACAAUAUUUGAUUCUCCAUUUGGUGACAAUCCCAAUGAUACUGUUGACCUAAGAUUUGACUCCCCGCUUCACUUGGCACCAGCUGACUAUAAUGUUCUGGACCCACCAAAGCAAGAUGCAUCCUUUUGGUUCCCAUAA